Messenger RNA from Morus notabilis, 856 nucleotides. Its product is annotated as protein PLASTID TRANSCRIPTIONALLY ACTIVE 7. Gene Ontology annotation, cellular component: plastid-encoded plastid RNA polymerase complex. Gene Ontology annotation, biological process: plastid transcription. The transcript has 4 exons. Lineage: Eukaryota; Viridiplantae; Streptophyta; Magnoliopsida; Rosales; Moraceae. Bases 75 to 581 code for a protein of 168 amino acids. The record is from RefSeq and is a predicted model, not a curated record.
CCCGUCAAAUACGUAAUCCAAAAGAGCGGAAGAGUAGAGAAGCAGAAGCUCAAAAGUGCUCAAACACACAGACCAUGGCUUCUUCGACUCUACCGUUCACUCUCUCCCCUGCUUCGCGUCCCAGGAUAGAGCUGCGAGCUGGAAAUUCGAUGGCUUGUAACUGCUCAUUUAGGUCGCAGCCACUGGUCUUAUCGCAAAUGAAGAAGGACAGUAGAGGCCGGAGAGUUUGGCGGCGAAGAAAAUUGACAAAGAAAGAUGAUAUGCUGCGUUACAAGCUGGAGAGAGUACCCUUCUUAGAGGAGCAAGUCAGGAAGAUACAGGAUGACGGAAAGCUGCUAACUAUGGAUCUCGAGAGACUACUUCUAUCGGAGGAAAACCGGUUCGAUUUUGUGAAUGAGAUAGCAGCCGAGGCCACCGAGUAUGUCGUGAACAACAGGGAUGAGUAUGGAGGCCAGAAGAAAGCCAUUCUUCAUGUCAUCAGUAACCGAGUGAAUGAUGCUGGGUUUUACAGGCCAGACGCUUAUGCAGAGACUGAUCCAUAUAAGCCAGGGCCCUCCUAUUUGAAGCAGUAUUUUACAUAAACAAUGUGAACUGGUGAUAUUAAUCAUGAGGGUUAAAACUUUCACUCUUCUGGUUAAUUGGUUACAGUUAUUCACUUGCUGAUGAUUUAUAUGCAAAUUAGAUGUAUUUCAGAAUGUUGGAUUUGAUUCAUAUAGUUGUGGUUGAUAAUUGAUGAUAAAGCUGAAAAAUUCCAAGGCUGAAUAUUCACAAGGUUGUGGUUAUGUACCAUAUCUAAAUCAAUCUUGCCUUUCUCUGUUGGAAUUUCAUAUGUAAUAGUGACCUAAAAUCCUACAUC